Messenger RNA from Cinclus cinclus, 9742 nucleotides. It is a transcript of the gene PRRC2C, whose product is annotated as proline rich coiled-coil 2C. The transcript has 34 exons. The record is from RefSeq and is a predicted model, not a curated record. Gene Ontology annotation, biological process: cell differentiation. Lineage: Eukaryota; Metazoa; Chordata; Aves; Passeriformes; Cinclidae. The coding region runs from base 54 to 8162 and encodes 2702 amino acids.
GCAGAUUUUGAGGAGUGAACGGGAGGUACCAGACUCGAUGAGUUUCCAGCGAAAUGUCGGAAAAGUCAGGCCAGAGUACAAAAGCAAAGGAUGGAAAAACAAAGUAUGCAACACUCAGUCUGUUUAAUACUUACAAGGGAAAGUCACUGGAAACUCAGAAAACCACAGUUGCUGCACGCCAUGGAUUGCAGAGUCUUGGAAAAGUUGCUAUUUCCAGGAGGAUGCCUCCCCCAGCUAAUCUGCCCAGCCUCAAAGCAGAGAACAAAGGCAACGACCCCAAUGUGAACAUUGUGCCUAAAGAUGGCACAGGAUGGGCUUCAAAACAAGAACAGCACGAAGAAGAGAAACAGCCAGACGUGCCGCAGACACAGCCAAAACCUGCUGUUCCUGCUCCUCCAGAAGCAGCUCCUGUUGCCAAAUCCUGGGCCAACACCAAGCCAGGGGGGCAAGAUGGUCCACCUAUUCCAAUCAAUAGUUAUUUCCAGCAAGAAUUCCCCAGUCUGCCAGCAGCUGGGGAUCAGGAGAAGUCAGGCAAAGAUAAGGAUGGAGCUGAAGAUGGAUCAGGAGCCAACCUGCGACCACAGAAUGCUACUAGUUGGAGGGAUGGGGCUAAUAAGAACAACUCUCCUGGUUCUCCAGCAGAUCAGGAAGCUAAGGCUCUGGGACAAGAGGAUGGCAGCACUACACCAGCAGAACAAAACGAUGGCCAGAAGGCAGGAGACAAGAGGGAUGUGCGGUUGCCACAGGUCCCUCAGCCCAAGCUGAAUGGCCAGCAGCAGCCACCCAUCUCAUCCCAGUACAGAGCAAUGAUGCCUCCUUAUAUGUUUAAUCAGUAUCCCAGAAUGGCAUAUCCUCCCUCCAUGCAAGGUCCAACGAGAUUUCCUAAUUCGGAGCCUAGCAGGGGCCCAAGGGGAAGAGGCCCGCCCUCAUGGUGCUCAGAACCUAUUGAACGCCCAUCCAUUCUUAGUGCUAGUGAGCUCAAAGAGCUUGAUAAAUUUGAUAAUCUAGAUGCUGAGGCUGAUGAAGGCUGGGCAGGUGCUCAGAGUGAAGUGGAUUACACUGAGCAGUUGAAUUUCAGUGAUGAUGAUGAACAAGGAAGCAGUCAGAAAGAAAAGGAAAGUGGUGAUGAACAAACACCAUCAAAAGAUUCCCAGAGUCCUGAUGGCCAGAAGGAAACAGAAGAACAGACAAAUGCCAAGUCUGCCACCCAGGUUUCCACAGCAGCAGCCAAAGGGCCUUACAGCAAAAGCUCUCAGCUUGAUCAGGAUCGAGGUCCACCACAGCCUUCUAUACAUGAAAGAGGUGGCCCUGCUCCUCCUCCAAAAUCUAUUCUGCCACCGCACCCUCCUCCCCCUGAUCGCCAGAUGGGGAGGCAGGGACCCUUUCCCCCUAAACCAGUACCAGAUGAAGAUGAAAUCUGGAAGCAGAGGAGAAGGCAGCAGUCAGAGAUCUCGGCUGCAGUGGAGCGAGCCCGUAAGCGGCGAGAAGAGGAAGAGAGGAGAAUGGAAGAGCAGCGAAAAGCAGCCUGCGCUGAAAAACUCAAACGGUUAAACGAGAAAUUUGGCUGCGUGACAAAACCCUCCCGGGAAGACCCUCUGAAAGAGAGAGAGAGGGAGAGGGAAAGAGAAAGGGAGAGAGAACGGGAGCGGGAGAGGGAAAAGGAGAGGGAGCGGGAGAGGGAGCAAGAAAAAGAGAGGGAGAAGGAAAAGGAGAAAGAGAGGGAAAAGGAGAAGGAAAAGGAAAAAGAAGAAAAAGAAAAAUUGGAGAAGGUGAAAGAACAAGAAGUGGAGAAAGAGAAAGAAAAAGAGGUGGAGAAAGAAGAGAAGGAGAAUGAGAAAGAGAAGGAAGAGAAACCAGCACAUGAGGUUCCUGAGCCUGUAGAACCUGUGGCAACACCUGUAGUAGAAAAACAAGACAGUGAAACCAAGAAUAACAAAGAAGAAAAAGAAGAUCAACCAGUCUUUACUCGACAAGACAGUGGUCGGAAUGAGAAAGAAGUUUCACAGGUGACUCAUGAGAAUGAGCCAGACUCAGGAUCUCAGCCUCGUCCUGCUGUUUCCUCAGGCUAUUCUAAGCAGUUCCAGAAGUCAUUACCACCAAGAUUUCAGAGGCAGCAGGAGCAAAUGAAACAGCAGCAGUGGCAGCAACAGCAGCAAGGUGUCCUUCCACAGUCUGCUCCCUCGCAGCCUUCCAGCGGCCCUGUCCCACCACCCCAGCACAGACCCCUUUACCAGCCCAUGCAGCCCCAUCCCCAGCAUUUGGCUUCCAUGGGCUUUGACCCCCGCUGGCUCAUGAUGCAGUCCUACAUGGACCCACGGAUGAUGUCAGGAAGACCUGCCAUGGAUAUGCCUCCUAUUCAUCCAGGAAUUAUGCCUCCCAAACCACUGAUGAGAAGAGAGCAGCUGGAGGGCUCAGCAGCUGGGUCAGAUUCAUUUGAGCACAUGGCUCGCUCUACAAGGGAGCACAGCGUGCCUCUGUCAGAGCCACGCAUGAUGUGGGGCUCAGACCCCUACCCCCACACAGAGUCUCAGCAGUCCACUUCUCCUCCCAAGGUCUUAGAAGAGCCUGAUGAUUUGAGGUCUGAGGCGCACUUGGAGCAAGAACGAGUUGCUGUCCCUGCCAGUGCUUAUCCUGUAGAGCACAACCAGUUGGACUCUCAUCCAAAGACAGAAUUUUUCAGAGAAUCAGGAGAGGUAGAGGUACAGAAGUUUCCAAGCAGGCCUUUGGAAGAUGCACAACCUCUCCAAACUGACACCCCUAACACAGCAGUUAAUUUUGAAGGAGUGAGUGAGAAGGUCACACGUAGUUCUCCAGAAGAAUUGGUGCCUGUAGGGGAAAGUCACUCUUCAUUGAAGAGAAGCAUUUCCCAUGCUUCAAGUCACUCUCUAAAAUCAGAAGACCAGAGGAGUGAAACAGCAGCAAAUAUCCCUAAAUUAAGUAGCAGACCAAUUGAGACAAAGGAGACAAUUGAGAGACUUGAGAUUAAACCGAAAAAAGAAAUUCUGAUCACUAAUAGAACAUCAGAAGGACCAAAGCCUGAGAAAACAUUCAAACCUAAGUCUGAAACAAGAUGGGGUCCUAGGCCAGGUUACAGCAGGCGAGAUGAAGGCGGCGACAGACCAGUGAGAAGAUCGGGUCCUAUUAAGAAACCUGUGCUUAGGGAUAUGAAGGAAGAGCGUGAGCAGAGAGAAGAGCGCGAGCAGAGAAAGGAGAAGGAAGGAGAAAAGACAGCUAGUGAAAAACCAUGCAAGCCUGAAAAAAGUGACAAAAAGGAAGCACCUCAAGUGCCUCUGGCUCAGGCUGAGCCAGAGAGAUCAGCCUCCAGCAGCGCUCCCCUGGCAAAGAAGAUAACCCAGGAUGCUGCCCCAGCACCAGCAAGCCAGGAGAGCAGUCAGCCCGAGGCAGCAGCUAAAGCUGUGGUGCAGCCCCCUGCCCCUGCAGUCCAGCAGCAGCUCCCAGCUGCCCAGCCAGCCACUGGCCAGCUGCCCCCGGCCAUCCCGCAGCCACCGGCUGCCCCGCUGGCCGCUCAGCCCCCGCCCCACACGCAGCCCCCCGCUCCUGCCAGCAAGGAGGACAAGCAGGCUGAGAAGGUGGUGAGCAAGGAGGUGGUAGAGAAACCACGCCUGGAAACCAGGCCAGUGAAAAGAGAGCCUGGCUUACCACCUAGGACAUACUGGAAAGAGGCCAGGGAUAGGGACUGGUUCCCAGAUCAGGGCUACAGAGGCAGAGGUCGUGGCGAGUAUUACUCUAGGGGCCGUAGCUACAGGGGUUCUUAUGGGGGACGUGGUCGGGGCAGUAGAGGCCAUAAUAGAGAGUACCCACACUACAGAGAUCCUAAGCCUAGAUCAGAGCAUGUGCCUUCAGGGCCUGUUAGGCAAAGAGAAGAGAGCGAAACUCGUAGUGAGAGUUCUGACUUUGAAGUAAUCCCAAAACGGCGGCGCCAGCACGGCUCGGAGACGGAUUCUGACAGUGAAGUGCACGAGAGCGCAAGUGACACCCUGCUCUCGGACAAAGACAGCAUCAUCAAGGGCAAGCACCCGAAAAGAGAAGAAAGAGCUGAUGGCAAGAAGCCUCCAAAGCCCCUGUCGUUCAAACCUGAGAACAGUAUCAGAGUAGACAACAGAUCCCUAGAAAAAACAUACAUCAGAGAUUAUGAGAACAAGCCCAAACCAGGAUUUCUUCCUAAAGGAGAGCCUUCUAGACGAGGCAGAGGGGGAAUGUACAGACGUGGGGGCAGGGAUCCCGGGGGACGUCCUCCACGCCCAUCCACAAUAAGGAGACCGGCCUACAGGGACAACCAAUGGAACCCCAGGCAAACAGAGAUCAUUAAACCAGAAGAUGGGGAGCCUCCAAGAAGAAAUGAGCAUUAUGGUCCUAUACCAAUUGAUAAAAGACCUCCAAAAUUUGAGAGAAAGUUUGAUCCAAACAGAGAGAGGCCACGAAGACAGAGGCCUGCCCGGCCUCCAAGGCAGGAUAAGCCACCACGCUUCAGGCGCCUAAAGGAGAGAGAGGCUGCAUCCAAGAUCAGUGAGGUGGUGACCAGCUCCACGACGAGUGCCACAGUCAAUAAUGCAGUUAAUGAGCCCUCCAACCCUGCUCUGGAUGUGUCAGGAAGUAAGACGCCAGACUUGUCCAACCAGAAUUCUUCAGACCAGGCAAAUGAAGAGUGGGAAACAGCCUCGGAAAGCAGUGACUUCAAUGAGAGGCGGGAAAGGGAUGAGAAGAAAACAGCAGAUGCAGCAGCACAGGUUGCUGCGAAGGCAGGAGAAAAUGCUGGAGCUCCAAAAAGGGAAAUAGCCAAGAGAAGCUUCUCUAGUCAGCGGCCUGGAAUAGACCGUCAGAACCGACGUGGCAACAACGGGCCAGCCAAGCCAGGGAGGAAUUUCUCAGGGCCCCGGAGUGAAAGGCGGAGUGGUCCUCCUCCCAGAAGUGGAAAAAGAGGGCCAUUUGAAGAGCAGGCAGCACCUGUGCCCGGUGUUGAUCCUGCCAACGGCAACGCUUUACAUCAGGAGGAUGGAGGUGUCACUGCUGCAGGACAGAAGACCACCAAGGAUGCAAGUGGCAAAAAGAGAGAAGAGCCAAAGGCUGGUCCAAAGAAGCCUAAGGAAAAAGUGGAUGCCUUGUCGCAAUUUGAUCUUAAUAAUUAUGCAAGUGUUGUGAUCAUUGAUGAUCACCCUGAAGUGACAGUAGUUGAAGACUCCCAAUCUAACUUGAAUGAUGAUGGUUUCACAGAAGUGGUGUCUAAGAAGCAGCAAAAACGCUUGCAAGAUGAGGAGCGCAGAAAGAAGGAAGAACAAACAGUGCAGGUUUGGACCAAAAAAGGAUCAAGUGAAAAAGGCCGAGGUCAGAAUUCCAAGCUCCCCCCCAGAUUUGCCAAAAAGCAGCAGCAGCAGGCAGCAGCUGCAGCUGCACAGCAGGCUCAGGCACAAGCUCAGGCUCAGCCUCCCUGCCCAGCACCGUCUCCAGCCCAGCCACAAGCUCCUGUUGCAGCACAAGGCCAGGCUGCAGGAGGGACAGCCAGCACAGACUACACCGUGUCAGGCAAAGUCCUGCAGAGCACCCAGCCUCACAACGGUCUGGGAGCUGAGUUAUGGGACAGCAAAGUGCCUCCUACAGCAGUUCUGAAUGACAUCUCCAAAAAAUUGGGACCCAUUAGCCCACCUCAGCCACCUUCAGUCAGUGCCUGGAACAAGCCUCUGACAUCUUUUGGUUCAGCUCCAUCUCCAGAGGGGGCAAAGCCUGGACAAGAAGGUGGAGUUGAUCUUGGUAUAGAAACCAUUCAGUUUGGAGCCCCAGCUUCCAGUGGCAGUGACAAUGAAGUUGGUCCUGUGCUUUCUGAGAAGUCCACUGACAAAUUACCAGAACCCAAAGAGCAGAGACAGAAACAGCCUCGGGCUGGACCCAUCAAAGCACAAAAGCUUCCAGACUUGAGCCCGGUAGAAAACAAAGAGUAUAAACCUGGUCCUAUUGGCAAAGAGCGUUCUUUAAAGAACAGGAAGGUGAAGGAUGCCCAGCAGGGAGAGCCUGAGGGACAGGAGAAGCCAUCUCCCACCUCUGUCAGAAGCCCAGAACCUGUCACUGCAAAGGAGACCAAAGCAGCGAGCGAGCUGAGCACGGAGAUAGGAACGAUGAUAUCUGUGUCUGCUCCAGAGUUUGGGACAAACACCAAGGAGUCUGUAACAGACUACACUACACCUUCUUCUCAUCCUAACACAGUGGCUACUAGCAGUACAAAAAUGGAGGAGACUUUGGUGACGAACGUGCCCCUGCCCCACACCCUUCCCCUCCCUAGGAGGGAGACUUUACAACAGAGCUCCAGCCUAACUCCAGUUUCUCCCGCUACCGUCGACCUCACCCUCAAGAUGGAGUCUGCACGGAAAGCAUGGGAGAAUUCCCCAAACAUGGGGGAGAAGAGUUCACCAGUGACCUCCGCAGCGUCUCCCAUUGCUGGUGGCAGCAGCAGCAGUAGCAGCAACACUGGGCCAAGCAGUGGCACUUACAGCUCUUUCUCAAGUGCAUCAAUGCCUCCUAUUCCUGUGGCCUCAGUUACCCCCACAACAUCCCUCUCAGGAGCUGGAACAUACACAACCUCUUCACUGAGUACAAAGACUGCAAGCACGUCAGACCCUCCUAAUAUCUGCAAGGUGAAACCCCAGCAGUUGCAGACAAGCAGCCUGGCUUCUGCCAGCCACUUCUCCCAGCUAAGCUGCAUGCCAUCCCUCAUUGCCCAGCAGCAGCAAAGUCCCCAGGUCUACGUGUCUCAGUCUGCAGCAGCUCAAAUCCCAGCAUUUUAUAUGGAUACAAGUCAUCUGUUCAAUACCCAGCAUGCCCGUUUGGCACCUCCUUCUCUGGCCCAACAGCAAGGCUUUCAGCCAGGCCUUUCUCAGCCUGCUUCAGUUCAGCAAAUCCCCAUCCCCAUCUAUGCACCUCUGCAAGGACAGCAUCAAGCUCAGCUGAGUUUAGGAGCAGCACCAGCUGUUUCACAAGCCCAAGAGUUGUUCAAUUCCUCCUUACAACCUUACAGAUCCCAGCAAGCUUUUAUGCAGAGUGGUUUGUCUCAGCCAUCACCAGUGGUCCUGUCUGGCACAGCCUUACACAACUUCCCAGCAGUGCAGCACCAGGAGCUGGCUAAGGCACAGUCCAGCCUGGCCUUCCAGCAGACUUCCAGUACUCAGCCUAUUCCUAUCCUGUAUGAGCAUCAGCUUGGGCAGGCUUCAGGACUGGGAGGCUCUCAGCUGAUUGAUACACACAUCCUGCAGGCCAGAGCUACACUCACUCAGGCUUCCAAUCUCUACUCUGGGCAAGUUCAGCAGCCUGGCCAGAGCAAUUUCUACAACACUGCACAGUCUCCCAGUGCUCUCCAGCAGGUGACAGUACCUUUGCCAGGAUCACAGAUUUCUCUGCCCAACUUUGGAUCCACAGCACAGCCACUGAUUGCCCUGCCCCAGUCGUUACAGCCACCACUACAGCACACCCCACCACAAGCUCAGGCUCAAAACCUGAGCAGACCUGCCCAAGUGACCCAGCCUUUCAGAGGAUUGAUUCCAGCAGGAACUCAGCACAGCAUGAUUGCUGCAACUGGAAAGAUGGAAUCCCAGCUUUACAGGCACCGGGGAAUUUCGGAUAGUGUGCAGCACUCGGCAGUUGCAGUCCGCUUCCAGAUAUCAGAAAUGGACCUGAAGGCCUUUGGAGGUGGCAUUGAUGUUAAACCUGGAACACCACCAGUUUCUGGCAGGAGUACUACCCCGACCUCCAGUCCCUUCCGGGCCAGUUCUACAAGUCCUAACAAUCAGUCCAAUAAAAUGAACAGCAUUGUCUACCAGAAGCAGUUCCAGUCAGCAGCUGCAGCUGUGAGAAUGACACAGCCCUUUCCUGCACAAUUUGCACCACAGGCAAAACAAAGAGCAGAAGUCCUUCAGUCCACCCAGAGAUUCUUUUCUGAGCAGCAGCAGCAGCAGCAGCAGAACAAACCCAUAGGAGGCAAAGCCCCGAAAGUGGAGGAGAACGGGAGCAAACCCAGCGAGGCAAUUGCUGACUCUCCAGGAGUCUGCCAGGACAAAGCCGAGGAAAAGCCCGCCCCUGCUCCUGCUGCCGCAUCGAAACCUGUUAGAACUGGACCAAUCAAACCUCAGGCAAUCAAAACCGAGGAAACAAAAUCUUAGAGGCUGUGUUCCCGUGGAGAGGGGGAGAGGGGAGGGCGGGCGAGGUGUCAGCAAUCGGCGGCCCGAAGGAUGAAGAGCAGCCUGCUCUCCCCGCCGGGCUCUGAGCAGCCCCACGGGGUGUAGAGGCCAGCAGCAGUUGUGGUGGCAGCUGCUGUGUGUCCGGCUGAGCCCCCAGGCUCUCGGGGCUCACAUCUGCUCUAACAGCAUGAAGGCUGCUUUGGGGUGUGCACGUCCCACACGCGUGCGCCCCGUUUGGCUUGCACCCGCCCGCUUCCCAAAGCCACAGCACGGAGAAGUAGCAGCGGAGGGGAGGCAUUUCCAAGUUGACACAAUGACUUCUCUUACUUUCUUCGGGCUCUGAUCUUCAGCUGCUAUUUAUCUUUUUAUAAACCCAUGAGUAUGAGAACAUGCAGCUCUGAAGAUGGUGCUGGGCCAAGUAACGUGUGUUAAGUUUCUAGUGAUUUAAGAAGUUUUGUCUUGUAUAAACAGAGGGAUCCACACAUUUGCCACGCGAGGUUUAACCUAACACAGAGUUAACACUGGCAGUGCUGGAUUUCCCUCUGAAGGCAGUGCUUUGCUGGCUGCUGCUGCUUGGAUGACAAUUUACUGCAUUUAAUUCACCAUAUGAAAAAGCUACUUGGCCACCUGUGUCCUCUCCACCCGCUGCCCCCUCAGUGGCUCUCAUCCCCGGAGUUGAAGGUUCGUUGCAUCAGUAGUCAGAUUUGUUCUGUUCACCCCUGUCCAGCUGUCUUUAAAUGAUGCGAGUGGUCCCUAAACGGUUUCCAGUUUCUGUAACACAGCAACGAGCACUUAAAGUGUGCCACAAGAAUAAAAGAAACCUUAUCAGAUUAACGAGGGUUCUAUCUCAAAGGUGCAUUCUUUAUAUCAGAGCUGCGUCGCACCACCUCCUUGCCCACAGUGUGCUGGAAAGUAGAAUCAAGUCAAAUAAAUGCCUUUUUAAUUGUAUCCUCUAGUAUUCUAGCUGUAGGACAGUACUGUAUGAUACUUCUGUGAAUGUAAGAUACCCUGUACCUGCUUAUGAUAUGUAGUAGUGACUGUGCUAUACUGGAGCUGUUUUUAAUAAUGUUAUUAUAGAGGUUUUUUUUUCCAGACAAUGAUUGAAAAAGCUAAUAAAAAGCACCAGGUACCACAUCAGUAGCAGAACUUGCUGGUUUUUUCUGGGAUUUUUUUUCUUUUUUUUUUACGUUUUUUGGAAGGAAGAGUUGAAAGUGUAAUGUGUAUAAUUUUGUUCAAAUGACUGCAGAAGCUGGAAAGGCUGUUGCUGCUAUUGAUGCCUAGUGAAUUGCUAUUGGUUAUCUUUUUAUAUAAAUAUAUAUAUAAUUUGAAUUUUUGGAAACUAGCUGUGAUGUCAACUUUGGAAAAAAGUAUCCCACUUGUAGUGUGAGUUGGCAUUGUACAGAAAUUAACAGCCAUAUUGGUCUAGAAAUGUUAAACUUAAUUUUUUUUCCAUUUGUACAGGGGUAACGCACUGUAUGAAAUAUGUACGGUCUUAUUUACAUGGGUUUGAUUACAGAAACUAAUAAAGUAUUCUCUAAAUAAAGCCUGGCUGCUCUCGUGAU